GGCGGGGGAAGCCGGCGUCGGACCCGUCAGCAGCCGGCGGCGGUCGUCGGGGGCGGCGGCCGCGCUGCUCGGUGCGAGCCGGUCCCGCGGCCGGGCGGGCGGUCCGAGGGCGCGGCGUCAUGAAGCUGUACAGCCUCAGCGUCUGUACAAAGGCGAGGCCCAAGGCGGUGCUGCUCAAAGCCGCGUACGACGUGUCCUCCUUCAGCUUCUUCCAGAGGUCCAGUGUUCAGGAGUUCAUGACCUUCACGAGUCAGCUGAUCGUGGAGCGCUCGGCCAAGGGCAGCAGAGCUUCAGUCAAAGAACAAGAAUAUCUGUGCCACGUCUACGUGCGAAACGACAGCCUUGCAGGGGUUGUCAUUGCUGACAGUGAAUAUCCGUCCCGGGUGGCCUUUACCUUGCUGGAGAAGGUACUAGACGAAUUCUCCAAGCAGGUGGACAGGAUAGAGUGGCCAGUCGGAUCCCCUGCUACAAUUCACUACACGGCCCUAGAUGGCCACCUCAGUCGAUACCAGAACCCCCGAGAAGCUGACCCCAUGAGUAAGGUGCAGGCUGAGCUGGAUGAGACCAAAAUCAUUCUGCACAACACCAUGGAGUCUCUGCUGGAGCGGGGGGAGAAACUAGAUGACCUGGUGUCCAAGUCUGAAGUGCUGGGGACACAGUCUAAAGCCUUCUAUAAAACGGCCCGGAAGCAGAACUCAUGCUGUGCAGUAAUGUGACAGCAGCGCGCAGAGGCCCCUGGGCCAAACGCCAGUCAUUCGCAUCAGAACCACAGUCCCUGGAGAAGCAGAGCCACCACGGGAAGACUCUGCACCCCUGGAGCCCUUGGCAGGGACCGAGGGGUCGCAGAACGGCCUGGGGGUGGGGAACAUUCAAAUUUACAUGCCUGGUGAUUUUUGGAAAGAUGGUUUGAGGCCCCCAGGGAUGUAUUACUGGGCCAGAUGAAACCAUAAACUCUUGAGUGACUCACACGGAUGCUGACGGGUCGUCUCUCACCCCCCCAUGGGCCCCUGACCUGGGCGAGGCCCCCAGCAGGUCGGAGCCAACCUUGUCGGGCUUAGUCUGCCUUUGGGUUGUAUCUGUGGCCGGAUUGUUUUAACUCUGUAGUAAGCCGAGGGGAGGCCUGACUGCAGGGCUGGGGGCACAGACCUGGGGCUCGGAUCUUGGGAAACCCACUGUGGUGGGCGUGAGGGGUCGGGCAAGCAGGGUGUAGGCCAGUGCUUUGGGCCAAGGUCCACGGUGGGAGGUGACGGUCACCAGGCUUCACGGAUUCUGGGGUACCUUUGCACUUCUGCUGAAUUGACCUUUUGCUGAGGGCACUGCCUAUCCAUCACAAUGCACGGAAAUGCCUGUGGGGGCGCAGGGCAUGGGGGGUCAUCUGCCCUGAACUUCAGAUGGGCUCUGACCACCAGGUCACAGCAGUAUGUGUGGUCUCUUAACCCGUGUCCCUUUGCCUCGCUGGCAACAAGACUGUCCCAGCAACCACCUGGGGCCUGUGUGCCUUAGCAAGUGGCCUUUCCUGUGGCUCCUGUUCCUGGGCACCAACACCAGGUACCGGCCAUCCCGAGCCUCCCAAUGCCCCAUGGGUGUGGUCUGAGCCAGCGCCUCCCCAGCCCGACCCCCGCGGAGCACUGCCUGAGAGCCCCCCCCCAUCCAGAGGCACAAGCCCCCGCUGUGAGACCUGCCAGCCCCAUCAGGCCCUGCUGCCUCCCCCUGUCCUAAGUACUUCCAGAGGAUGCCAGCUCACGAUGCACCCUUGGGACCCACUCCCCACAAAGCCCUUCCUGGGGUGGUGUCAAACAAGAUCCCAUCCCAGGGGGUCCUUCCCUGAGCUGGUUCUUGCCCUACCCAGGAGGUCCCACCCACUGCCCUGGCAGCAAGUGCCAGCCCCUGAAUUCCCUUGCUUGGGCUAGAAGGUGGGACUUCAUGGCUUCUUGACGACCCUGCCCUAAUGGGUGUACCUGCCAGCUGCCCUUUUGGCUCUGGGCACUGCGUCAGCCUCUAACAUAGCCUGCCCUGUGCAACCCUGAGCGAGGUGCCGACCCACCGCUGACUGGUGCCCAGGGUGCUCUGACUUCCCCUUAAGGACAGCGUGGUGUCUGACACCUCCAGCUUUGGAGGUGGCUGAGGAGGAGGGGGUGGGGGUGGGUGGGCCGGUUCACACCUGUGCAGGCGAAGAGCACUUGGCAAAGAGUGUAUUUAUAGUAACUGCUGCCUAACUGUUCUGUUUGAAAGGUUCUUAUCUGGAUAAACUUGUCUUCUGAAAUUC
This is a messenger RNA of Lynx canadensis (Canada lynx), 2266 nucleotides long. RefSeq names its product YKT6 v-SNARE homolog (gene YKT6). The record is from RefSeq and is a predicted model, not a curated record. Gene Ontology annotation, biological process: endoplasmic reticulum to Golgi vesicle-mediated transport. Gene Ontology annotation, molecular function: SNAP receptor activity. NCBI's taxonomy places the organism in Eukaryota, Metazoa, Chordata, Mammalia, Carnivora, Felidae. Gene Ontology annotation, cellular component: Golgi apparatus.